AUGUCUGACGCUUCGUCCACGUCAGGGUCCACUUAUCCAUGCUCACUAUGUCCGAGGACCUACAAGCGACGCGAACACCUACAUCGCCACGUCGCAUCCCACAGUAGCGUCCGCCCCUACCGAUGCACGUUGUGCAACCAGUCAUACCAGAGAGCAGAUAUUCUGAGACGGCAUGUUCAGACUUGCCAGACCAAGCCUCGGGUUGGGGGGAUGCUUAUAUCGUCCAACCGACGGGCAUGUAACCUCUGCGUUCGGCAGAACAAGGCUUGUAGCAUGGGGCAACCAUGCAAUCACUGUCGCCAACGAUCAGUCGAGUGUAGCUAUUCUUUUGGUCUCGGGGCUGUUGAGCCCUCCGGGCGUGAUGCCAUUCAAGAUGUAGAGCUCGAGUCUUUCAUUGAGAUUCAGCCUUUGACUGUGGCCGGAAGCAAUGCCAACCCCCCACCUGUGGUAUUCGGAGAUGACUCACUAUUCGGAUACCUUGGAAGCUACACGUCAGUUUCUGAUAUGCUAGAAGGUUCGGAUAAUAACCAGGAUUGGUUGGACUUCGUUGGUCUAGCUACUGGCACCUUCCAACCGAGUUCAACAAAUGCUAAAACGAGGCUCGAUAACUAUACAUUCCAUUUCCUUGAUAACUUUACCAAAAGAAGCGGACUGGUGGAAUCUUUCGACUGCGGAACAUUUGAACAACGAGUUCAAGUCGUGUCAAACUUCCUAGAGACAGAAGGGUAUGACUCAACGCUGGCACAUAUUGAUUCAGCCAUGCAUCAGACACUGCUGCCCAUAGCCGAUCUUCCAGACCCUCUCAUAAUACAAACACAUCAAAUUCUCCUGGACGUGAAAGAGGUCGUCACUGUGAAACCUCGCAACAGUGUCGUUUCAUUAGAAUGGUCCGCUAUCUUGGAGCAGACUUGUAUGCAAUUCUUCUCACCACCGAAUUUGCGCAGAUUCCUUGAGCUAUUCUGGCAGAUAUGGCAUCCGAAUGUCAACUUUGUACAUCGACCUACCUUUGAGCCGGCAAGUUCCAAGUCUAUACUCGUUGCUGCAAUGGCAUUGAUCGGGGCCAGCGUGUCACCCAAUAAGGCAGAGAAUGAGCAAGCUAAGAUGUGGUUCAACUGUGUGGAGGAAAUGGUCUUUACAGAUGAUGAUUUCUGUCACGAUCCUCUGACCGAUCAAAACACCAUGGCCUUGAACCAGAAUACAAAUACUUCCAAAAUUCAGGCACUCCAGGCAGCAUACAUAGUAUGCCUAUACCAAGGCUGGGAGGGUACUGAGGCAAGUAAGCAAAGAAUCCGCCGAUACCGGUUUAGUACUGUUAUAUCUAUGGCUAGAGAUUUUGGGAUAAUGUCUGCGCGACGUCCGGACUACUCUACCAUAAUUUAUCAUGGAUUUCACUGGAAAGACUUUGCUGCAAGAGAGCAACUUAUCCGCAUUUUCCUAUGGAUAUAUCUUCUCGACCAUGCGUUUGUAAUAUUCAACAAUCUCCCACCAAGAAUGGUUAUCAAAGAGAUGAGUAUGCACAUGGCGUUUCCAGAGGCAGUAUUUCAAGCUACCACUGCCGCGGAGUGUGCUCAAGAGAUUCAUAACUGGCAUCUCCGCUCCGCACCAGUACAAAACAUCACUUUUCGUGAGGUUGUUGAGAGUUUUUGUGGGAACUCGAUUCCGGAAAAGAAGCGACGGUGUUUCUCAGAUCUCGGCCCACUCAAUCUAUUCGCAGUUGUGUCAGGUAACAUUGACCCAGUAUUCCUAUUAAGUAUUGAUUAG
Fusarium sp. VM40 is the source of this 1761-nucleotide messenger RNA. The record is from the annotation of a GenBank genome assembly. Lineage: Eukaryota; Fungi; Ascomycota; Sordariomycetes; Hypocreales; Nectriaceae.